This is a messenger RNA of Fusarium poae, 999 nucleotides long. RefSeq lists its product as uncharacterized. The transcript is spliced from 2 exons. The record is from RefSeq and is a predicted model, not a curated record. NCBI's taxonomy places the organism in Eukaryota, Fungi, Ascomycota, Sordariomycetes, Hypocreales, Nectriaceae. Bases 1 to 999 code for a protein of 332 amino acids.
AUGUCUGCCCGCCCGCUCCCGCCCUUCCUGCCGGACAGCGUUGAGUCAUUCCGCGACCAUGCCCCGGAACACCUAGACGACUGGUUCGAGUACUUCCGGAACGUUUAUACCUACGCCGAGAGCGCCCAGAACCGCAUAUCUCAGCUAGAGAAUGAGGCCCAGAACACGAAGGAUAAACACCAAGGACUCGAGCAAUCCAUGCAACAAAUCACCGCUGAACGUAACUUCGCUCGAGCCCAGCUCGAGUACACCGAACAACAACAUGAGAAGGCCCUGAAGAGGAAGGAUGAUGACAUCUUUGAGGCCCGCCUCGCUGAACGCCGCGCCCUCGACGCCACCCGACCUACUGUACCUACUGUCCAUAAACCCCUUGAGACUAGCGCCCCCGCUGAGCUUCGUAUAGCGACUCCUGUGGGAACGACUCCUCCGCCUUCUUCCCGAUCUGCCGAAUCAACCGGUCUUACCGAACGAUUACCCGACCCUGACAAGUUUGAAGGCGACCGGACCGACCUGCGCCGCUUCGUCUCCCAGAUACACUCGAAACUAAAAGCUAAUCACGAUCGAUUCCCGACACGCCUUGCCCGAAUGUCCUAUGUAACUGGCCGUCUUAAGGGACGCGCCUAUGCCCAAGUCUUACCGCAUAUUAAAGCCGGAGAAUGCCAACUCCCUGAUUACCAGGAUAUUAUUAAUCUACUGGAACGCGCUUUUGGAGACCCGAACCGCAUUAAUAAUGCCCGCGCCGAACUGUUCCGCCUCCGCCAGACUCACAAGGAUUUUAGCACCUUCUUCGCCGAGUUCCAACGCCUUGCACUGGAAGGAGAAAUGUCAGAAGAGGCCCUGCCUACCCUGUUAGAGCAAGCCGUUUCCCGAGAGCUACGCGGAAUGCUGGUACACAACCCACCGUCUACCCGCGCCACGAAAGACGAAUAUGCCUCUGAAGGAACACCCCCUGACGCCCAGGAAGAAAUCCCCGUCGCCCCGAAGGGGAAGAAGCCCUGA